AUGGCCGACCCGUUUAAGGUCCGGACUUUGAAACGCAAUAACGUCAAAGGUCUUGACCUCAACGCGGCCCUAAGCUCGCUGCGUCCGAGGGCGAUGCUCAGGUCCCUGGAGGCAUCGGGAACAGCGAGAGCAGCAGUACAGACACCCUCGAGAUUGGCUUGGAGUUCCGCCUCGAUCUUCGCAAUUAUCCGUGUCGAGGCCAAAGAAAACGUGCGGAAACAGAUUCUACGAGAACUCCGAGUGGGACAUGACUGCAACUGUCCCAAUAUUGUCAUCUUUUACGCUCUUGAUCGCGUUUCCGAAGAUUUCGGUCCUGUGCGAGUCGAUAUAGUAGAAAAAAUCACCGAGUCUGUCCUGGUUGGUGUUGUCUACCUCUACGAGGCCCACCGCAUCAUGCACCGUGAUAUGGAACCCUCCAAUAUUUUGGUCAACUCCCGCGGCAACAUCAAGCUUGGUGAUUUCGGUGUCGCUACUGAGACCGUCGACUCCUUUGCCGAUACAUUUGUUGGCACUUCCACCUACAUGGCCCCCGAGCGAAUUCAGGACGGAGCCUACACGCACCCUCCUAUCAGCAAGUCAAGCCACACUCCGCAGCAGUCACCAUAUACCUCAAACUCAGGCGACAUUUCUCUAAAGAUUGCCAACGAUUUUUCCAACUCCCCAUCCUAUAAUUCUCAGGCCCAGCCCCAGCCUCAGUUCUCUCCCUAUUACUCAUCGUCUCGCUCCACGCAUUCUCCGCCCCCUCCCUCCCUGGAGCACCUCUUACUGGAAACCAACGAUGACGACGAUAUCCGCUCCGGUCACCGCCAGAUGCGCCAGCACCUCGGUGAUCCCACUUCUGCGGUUGAUGCCCCAUCCCGCCCAUUCAUGAGUCGAUGCUCCGCGAGCUCCAACAACACCAAUUCCCGCACAAACCUGCACUCCGCGAUGUUGCCCUUACGCACCGCUUCCCCUAAUGGACCACCUCCUCUCCCGCCUGUUUCAGCAGGCGGAAACUGGCGUAGUCAACCAGGUGCCACGUCUCGGUAA
This is a messenger RNA of Penicillium manginii, 1029 nucleotides long. RefSeq lists its product as uncharacterized. Bases 1 to 1029 code for a protein of 342 amino acids. The transcript has 4 exons. Gene Ontology annotation, molecular function: protein kinase activity; ATP binding. Lineage: Eukaryota; Fungi; Ascomycota; Eurotiomycetes; Eurotiales; Aspergillaceae. The record is from RefSeq and is a predicted model, not a curated record. Gene Ontology annotation, biological process: protein phosphorylation.